Messenger RNA from Pogona vitticeps (central bearded dragon), 1346 nucleotides. Lineage: Eukaryota; Metazoa; Chordata; Lepidosauria; Squamata; Agamidae. The record is from RefSeq and is a predicted model, not a curated record.
GGCUACAGUAUGAUAUUACAGCAGUACAACAUUUAGCCACUUUUUGAGUGAUAUCUGGGACUUUGAAAGCAGCAAAGUUCUAUAGAAAUGUGUAUUUCUCCCAGGAAAUGUCUGUAGAAUGGACAGUAGAAAAGACCUUCACAGAUAUUGAUAAGAUGUUGCAGUAUUAAACCCUGAUCCACUGUGGACCUCCCUGAUCUGAAACCUGCCUGAUCAUCUGCAAGGGUAUUUCCAGCGUGGAGCCAAUCCUGUAGUUUUUCUAACAGAUGGCAUGCAUACAACAUACUGGGGAUACCCAGAAGACUUAAAAGAGAUCUUAACAAUGGCUACUACCCAGUCUAUCUUCAUAUUUGCACUUUGCAUUUUAAUGAUAACAGAACUAAUACUGGCUGAAGAGAAUUAUUAUGACAUUCUUGGUGUCCCCAAAACUGCAACUGAUCGGCAAAUCAAGAAGGCAUUUCACAAACUAGCAAUGAAAUACCACCCGGACAAAAAUAAGAGUCCGGGGGCAGAAGCAAAGUUCCGAGAAAUUGCAGAAGCAUAUGAAACACUGUCGGAUGAAAAUAGACGUAGAGAGUAUGACCAAUUUGGCCAUGCUGAAGGACGAAGAAGCAGUGGAAACAACUUCCAGCAGUCAUUUAACUUCAAUUUUGAUGACUUGUUUAAAGACUUUGAUUUCUUUGGCCAAACCCACAAUACACAGUCAAAGAAACAUUUUGAUAAUCACUUCCACAGUCAUCAGAAUGUACACAACAGGCAGAGACGUUCUUUCCCAGAAUUUUCCUUUGGAGGUGGACUGUUUGAUGACAUGUUUGAAGACAUGGAAAAAAUGUUUUCCUUCAAUGGCUUUGACAACACACAUCAAAAAACAAUGAGAACUGGAGGCAAAUUCCAUGGGUCUAGUAAGCACUGCAGAACUGUCACUCAGCGUCGAGGAAACAUGGUUACCACAUUUACAGACUGUUCUGGUCAAUAAUACUUUGCAUUUUUAAACCCAUUAUCCUGUCUUUAAUUACCAUUUGUUUCUAUCCUCUGCUGCAGAAAAAGUUUCUUUGAACUCCACAAAGUGUAUUAGCUUAAUCACUUUAACCGCUGGAAGCAAGCGAUAGCUAAACUGAUAAAUUAUUUUACUAAAGCAAGGUGGAAACAUUUUCCACCAGCUAUAUAGAGUGUUCAUGUGGGGAUAAAAUCUCCAUGUGGCAAUGCCAGAUUCUGUUUUUAAUAACAUAGAAGAGAAAUUACCAGAUUACCUCACUAUUAUGCUUAUACUUUGCACAUGAAGUGUUGAGUUGGCGGCACACUAUUCAUUAUUGUCAGGUUCCUAGUUUUAUAAAGUGUUAACCUAU